AUGGAAACACUUAUGAAUGAAUAUUGGUGGACGGGCUCAGUGGGAUCGGGGAAAGGAAUAAGGUGGCGAUUGUGGGGAGGUUUGUGUGCUCCUAAAACGGUUGGGGGCAUGGGCUUCAGGAGGUUGCAUGAGAUGAACCUUGCAUUAUUAGGAAAGCAGGCCUGGCGCCUUAUUACGAAUCCCACCUCGUUGGUUACUAAGGUAUAUAAGGCUCGCUAUUAUCCGCAUACAGAUUUUUUUGAGGCAAAGGAUGGAUCUAAUCCGUCUUAUAUUUGCCGUGAUUUGUUGGCUGGACAGAGCACGAUGAGGGAUGGCUGCCGGCGAGCAAUUGGGAAUGGCUAUGAUACGUCAAUUGGGAAUACACCAUGGCUUCCUGAUGAUGAUGAUCCGUAUAUACACACCGACGUGCCUGGGGAGCUUGCAAAUGCUCCGGUUUCAUCAUUACUUAACAUUGAAGUUUUUUGA
Ipomoea nil (Japanese morning glory) is the source of this 465-nucleotide messenger RNA. RefSeq lists its product as uncharacterized. The transcript is spliced from 2 exons. The record is from RefSeq and is a predicted model, not a curated record. The coding region runs from base 1 to 465 and encodes 154 amino acids. Lineage: Eukaryota; Viridiplantae; Streptophyta; Magnoliopsida; Solanales; Convolvulaceae.